CUCACUCUCUAGCUAACAUCAGAACCUCUAGUCUCUGACACCAUGUGCAACUCCUCUUGUGGCUCCUGCUGCUCUGGCCAGGGCUAUGGCUGCUGCCAGCCCAGGUGCUGCCAGACCACCUGCUGCAGGACCACCUGCUGCCGCCCCAGCUGCUGCAGGCCCUGCUGUGUGUCCAGCUGCUGCCGCCCCUCUUGCUCUGGUGGGUCCAGCUGCUGUGGCUCCAGCUGCUGCCGCCCCUGCUGCUGCAUCUCCAGCUGCUGCCGCCCAUCCUGUGACUCCUGCUGCUGCCAGACCUGCUGCCGCCUGCGUCCAGUCUGUGGCAAUGUCUCCUGCCACACCACUUGCUAUCGGCCCACCUGUGUCAUCUCCACCUGCCCCCGCCCCAUGUGCUGUGGCUAUGGCUGCUGCCUGCCCAGGUGCUGCCAGACCACCUGCUGCAGGACCACCUGCUGCCGCCCCAGCUGCUGCAGGCCCUGCUGUGUGUCCAGCUGCUGCCGCCCCUCUUGCUCUGGUGGGUCCAGCUGCUGUGGCUCCAGCUGCUGCCGCCCCUGCUGCUGCAUCUCCAGCUGCUGCCGCCCCUCCUGUGACUCCUGCUGCUGCCAGACCUGCUGCCGCCUGCGUCCAGUCUGUGGCAAUGUCUCCUGCCACACCACUUGCUAUCGGCCCACCUGUGUCAUCUCCACCUGCCCCCGCCCCAUGUGCUGUGCCAUCCCUGACUGCUGAAUCUUGUCUUUGAACACCCCAUCUCCUUAUCUCCUCUCCCCCACAGAUGUAGACCUUCCUUCUAAAAAAAAAAAAAAAAUGUCAUGCCCUAGAGAAUUGAUCUCCUGAGUCUCAUAAGCCAAUCUGAUUCUUAGUUAUUCUGAAUAAUCCACUUCCUGAAUUUUGUCCAAACUCCUCACAUUGCAAAUGAAUUCACUGAGGAUCUCCUCAUAAUUUAACACAUUACCUCCAGCAUUUUCCCCUUUAUCUUCAGGACGUCCAUUCGUCAUGCUUAAAGAAUUUGAGAUUGCUUCUGUCACCUGUAGGGCCGUAGAUGUUUAACAGUUUAACACCUCUGACAUUGAAAUCCAAUCAAGUAUCACUUUAUGUUCCUUUGCAAGGAUUUUCUUGUACCUUGUUAUUCCUAUAUGAAAAAAAUAAACUUCCAUUCUAUUGUCA
Marmota monax (woodchuck) is the source of this 1161-nucleotide messenger RNA. Its product is annotated as keratin-associated protein 4-9-like. The transcript is spliced from 2 exons. Gene Ontology annotation, cellular component: keratin filament. The coding region runs from base 43 to 723 and encodes 226 amino acids. The record is from RefSeq and is a predicted model, not a curated record. Lineage: Eukaryota; Metazoa; Chordata; Mammalia; Rodentia; Sciuridae.